Messenger RNA from Tinamus guttatus (white-throated tinamou), 442 nucleotides. NCBI's taxonomy places the organism in Eukaryota, Metazoa, Chordata, Aves, Tinamiformes, Tinamidae. The record is from RefSeq and is a predicted model, not a curated record.
AUGGGGCUUCAGCUCACAGAGCAAGCACAGGGCAGCAAGGAAGGGGAAAAAGAGCCGGGCCGAGACGCGAGGCCACAGCGAGGGGAAGGCACCCGCCUCUUGCGCCUGGGCCGCAACGGCCGCUGGUAUGUGGUCUGGCAAUUGUUUUUGUCUAAAUUCAAGUUCCUGAGAGAAUUGAUAGGAGAUACAGGGUCCCAACAAGGGGACAACGAGCUUCCCGAGGCUGAAGUUGAUCAGGAGACUCCACCCUCGCCACACAGAGGUAGACAGAAAUCUGCUCGCCAGCGAAGGGCACCUGCAGAAGAAACAACUUAAUACUCCCUUGGGCUGACUAACGAUGAGUGGUUCAGCACCUCUGCACUGUCUGUGUCAUUCAGUGGCUUCAUCUUAUGGGAAACCGACUUAAAAGGUCAUAUAAACACCUGUGAUCCUUUACUUUUGA